Messenger RNA from Molossus molossus (Pallas's mastiff bat), 663 nucleotides. Its product is annotated as claudin-22-like. Bases 1 to 663 code for a protein of 220 amino acids. The transcript has a single exon. Gene Ontology annotation, molecular function: structural molecule activity. The record is from RefSeq and is a predicted model, not a curated record. Gene Ontology annotation, biological process: cell adhesion; bicellular tight junction assembly. Gene Ontology annotation, cellular component: plasma membrane; bicellular tight junction. NCBI's taxonomy places the organism in Eukaryota, Metazoa, Chordata, Mammalia, Chiroptera, Molossidae.
AUGGCUUUAGCAUUUAGAGCUGUGGCACAAUUAGCUGGAAUGUCAUUAUCUUUGCUGGGAUGGGUUUUAUCCUGUCUUACAAACUACCUGCCACAAUGGAAAAACCUCAACCUGGACUUAAAUGAAAUGGAAAACUGGACCAUGGGACUCUGGCAAGCCUGCGUCAUCCAGGAAGAAGUGGGGACGCAAUGCAAGGACUUCGAUUCUUUCCUGGCUCUGCCUGCCGAACUCAGGGUCUCCAGGAUUUUAAUGUUCCUGUCCAAUGGGCUGGGAUUUCUGGGCCUGCUGGUCUCUGGGUUUGGGCUGGACUGCUUGAGACUUGGAGAGAGGCAGCAAGAGCUCAAGAAGCGGCUGCUAAUGCUGGGAGGCGUCCUGUUCUGGACAGCGGGCAUCGCAGCCCUGGUGCCAGUCUCCUGGGUCGCCCACAUGACCGUCCAGGAGUUCUGGGAUGAGACGAUCCCAGAGAUUGUGCCCAGGUGGGAGUUUGGGGAAGCCCUCUUCAUCGGCUGGUUUGCUGGGUUUUUUCUCCUCCUAGGAGGGUGUCUGCUAAGCUGUGCAGCCUGCUCCACCCCAGCUCCUCUGGCUUCGGGCCACUGCGCAGAGGCAGAAAUGCAAUAUCUCCAUCAACACCUGAAGAUGAGAAACACUCACCUGAAAACCUAA